AUGGAGAAAACUUCAAAGUUAGAAAAGCCGCCGGCUUAUGAUAGAAUAAGUGAUUUACCAGAUGAGAUAUUGUGUCACAUACUCACUUUUCUUCCAACCAAAUUCGCUUUCGCUACUAGUGUUCUUUCCAAGAGGUGGAUUUCGCUCUAUCAUUCGCUCACUUUUAUAAAAUUCGAUGACAAAUCCAUUGAAGAUCAUGACCAAUUCCUUCACUUUUGUCGCUCCGUGGAAGCAGUCACACUCUCACCGCACGUUCAACAAAAACCCAUCAAAAAGUUUUACCUUAGAUGUGGUCGUUAUGGAAAUUGGCACAUUCCACCUAUUGAUGUAUGGAUCGAAGCAAUAAAUCAGCGUGGAGUCGACUAUAUUCAUCUCUCUAUGAACCUCCAUCGCUUGAUGCCCGUGGGAGAUGAAUUGAUCAGAUUGUCCAAUGUCCUUUUCAACUCUCAAAACCUUGUGGUUCUGAAAUUGAACAAUUUGGUAUUGUCGACUAAGAUUUUGUCGGUUAAUCUUCCCUCGCUCAAAGCCCUACAUUUAAAAUCGGUUUAUUUGGAGAUCAAGGAUUUCAAAAAGCUUUUUUCUGGUUGUCCUAUUCUUAAGGAAUUGCACACAGAUCAUUUUUAUGGAAAAUGGUUAAAACUAGGGUAUGAACCCAACUUAUCCAAGUUGGUUAGAGCUUCAAUCUGCCCGUUCGAUGUUCCGUUCAAAGCAGUUUAUAAUGUUAAAUCUCUAUGCAUAUUACAGCUAGAUAGUGAUCAUUCCGUUGAUAUAAUCAAUUCCUAUUACAAAGACUUUCCGGUUUUUAAGAAAUUAAUUCAUCUUGAAAUAUGUUUUCGGCACUGUGACCAUGACUGGGAUAAUUUAGCAAAACUGCUCAAGCAUUCUCCCAAACUUCAGACUCUUUUAAUCAGAAAGAGGAGCAGUAGUUAUCUCACAUUCAGAAAGGAUUGGGAAAACCCAAAUUCGAUUCCCAAAUGUGUGUCUUCUCGUCUGAAAAGAUGUGAAAUUAGACACUACGAAGGCCGGAAUGGUGAUCUUCAAUUUGCAAGAUAUAUUUUGCAGAAUGCAAGAUUUCUACAGGUCAUGAAACUCGGAGUUAGCAGUCCCUCUUAUCGAAAGAGCAAGAUUAUAGAAGAUUUAUCCUCGUGUCCAAGAAGUUCUGAAGGAUGUAAACUUUUAUUUGCAUCUUAUGGUCAGGCUUAA
Messenger RNA from Medicago truncatula (barrel medic), 1203 nucleotides. Its product is annotated as F-box/FBD/LRR-repeat protein At4g26340. Gene Ontology annotation, molecular function: protein binding. The coding region runs from base 1 to 1203 and encodes 400 amino acids. Lineage: Eukaryota; Viridiplantae; Streptophyta; Magnoliopsida; Fabales; Fabaceae. The record is from RefSeq and is a predicted model, not a curated record. The transcript is spliced from 3 exons.